Eurytemora carolleeae is the source of this 1934-nucleotide messenger RNA. RefSeq names its product dual specificity protein phosphatase CDC14A. Bases 170 to 1846 code for a protein of 558 amino acids. Gene Ontology annotation, biological process: microtubule cytoskeleton organization; protein dephosphorylation; regulation of exit from mitosis. Gene Ontology annotation, molecular function: protein serine/threonine phosphatase activity; protein tyrosine/serine/threonine phosphatase activity. The record is from RefSeq and is a predicted model, not a curated record. The transcript has 17 exons. NCBI's taxonomy places the organism in Eukaryota, Metazoa, Arthropoda, Copepoda, Calanoida, Temoridae. Gene Ontology annotation, cellular component: nucleolus; spindle pole; centrosome.
UAUAUUUGAAUAUUUCAGAUUUAAAUUCAUCUCUGUGUACGACCAGCGAAUCAAGUUGAAAAUAUUAGGAAUUGAAUCGAAUAUUUAUCCUGGUGAUUUAAAAUAGCACUUCUUCACAAGACUAGUCAUGAUUCUUAUUCCUUAAACAAACAGGUUGAAAGAUUUGAAUAUGUCGAGUAGAGGGGAGGAUAGUAGUGAUGUACUCGUGUGUGCUAGCGAGUACAUACCUGACAGAUUGUACUUUGUGACAUUGAAAACGAACGUAAAGCCUAAAUCUACGACCAACACUCAUUACUUCUGUAUUGACGAUGAACUGGUUUAUGAAAACUUUUACGAGGAUUUCGGCCCACUCAAUCUUUCCCUUCUAUACAGGUAUUGCAUGAAGCUGAAUAGAAAGUUGAAAUCCUAUACAUUGUCUAAAAAGAAACUUGUCCACUACACAACACUAGAUGCACACAAACGUGCUAACGCUGCUUUCCUGAUAUCUGCCUACGCCGUGAUCUAUCUUGGUCGAAGCCCAGAGGAUGCCUUUAAACCACUUCAGGGUGGUCUCAACCCAACCUUUGUACCCUUCAGGGAUGCCUCUUUCGGUGUGUCAGUGUACACUAUAACUAUCCUGGACUGCCUGAAGGCUGUACAGAAAGCAAGAAAUGCGGGUUUCUUCGAUUUCGAGGAUUUCGAUUGUGAAGAGUACGAACAUUACGAGAAGGUUCAGAACGGGGACUUUAACUGGUUGGUUCCAAAGAAAUUCCUGGCUUUCUGUGGACCCCAUCCUCAUUCAAGGAUUGAGAAUGGUUACCCCUUGCAUUCCCCGGAGUCUUACUUUCCGUACUUCCGGUUGCACGGAGUUUCCUGUAUAGUAAGACUGAAUAAGAAAAUCUACGAUGCCAACAGGUUUGUGAACGGAGGGUUCCAACAUGAAGAUCUAUUUUUCAUCGACGGAUCCACUCCCCCCGACCAUAUCCUUAAAUCUUUCCUACAAAUUGCAGAAUCUUGUAAAGGGGGCCUGGCAGUGCACUGUAAGGCUGGGUUAGGACGGACAGGUUCGUUAAUUGGUUGCUACAUCAUGAAACAUUAUAGAUGGACAGCAUUAGAAACUAUCGCGUGGUUAAGGAUAUGCAGACCUGGGUCUAUUAUUGGUCAUCAGCAGGAUUGGUUACAGGACAAACAAGAGGAGAUGUGGCAGCAGGGAGAUGAGUUUAGAAGAAUGUACCCUGAGAGAUCGGUUCUAGAUUCUCCGAGUGAGUUCGGCGUGUACAGUCUUAAGAGGAAGCACAAGCUCAUGGACAGGCUGGCGAGCAGGAAGGAGAAGGAGUUGUCUCGGAGUGAGACAGACAGCAGGACUGGGUUGGCGAGUAGGCUCGGGAAAGUCAAGAUAGGAGAGGAGGAGGGGGAGGGGGAGAACAAGGAGGAGAAGGAAGAAAAGGAGGAGGAGAAGGUGAAGGGAAGGGAUGAGAAGGAAGGAGGUAAUAAAGAAGAGAGGAUCAGAGAACUCAAAGCUCUUAAAGAAGAAAACCGGGAGAAAAAUAAGUUGAUUGACAAGGUUGAUGUACGUAUCAUUGAUAAGCCUGGUCUAGAAGAUGAGAAAAACCGAAAGAACUUGGAGAACCUGGAGAAGCUGGAGCAGGGACGGGUAGAGAAGAAGAAAAAUCAUCACAGAGUUCUUACUCAGGGAGACAAACUAAACAUUAUCAAGGCUAAAAAGCAAAUGGAGCAUGAAGCUUCAAUCAAAACAAAACCUGCUACGCGUCUUACGCGCUCUCAGUCAGGAGCACGCAGGGGAACAUCACCAAGUGCACGAUCCUCUUCUAAGACCACCAGAGCGCGUACUGGUGCUGUUAGAUGACUACACGCCAUGGUCUCGCCAGACCAAACUCGCUUCAUAUUCUCUCCGUCUUCCAGUUAUAGAACAACAACUACCCACCUUCCUUCUA